Gopherus flavomarginatus (Mexican gopher tortoise) is the source of this 6523-nucleotide messenger RNA. RefSeq names its product semaphorin 5B (gene SEMA5B). Lineage: Eukaryota; Metazoa; Chordata; Testudines; Testudinidae. Gene Ontology annotation, biological process: semaphorin-plexin signaling pathway; negative regulation of axon extension involved in axon guidance; axon guidance. Gene Ontology annotation, molecular function: semaphorin receptor binding; chemorepellent activity. The record is from RefSeq and is a predicted model, not a curated record. The transcript is spliced from 23 exons. Bases 708 to 3986 code for a protein of 1092 amino acids.
UGAGAAACAGUUCCUCAGCAAACGCACACAAGGCAGGCAUUGUGCCUGACAGAGGAGGCAAGGACCACUAUUGCAACGGCUUUAUUAGAGAGGCGAGCCCCAGUGCAAACGGCUAACGUGGGUCUCGCGUGCAAGCUUUUUUAAGAUGCACGGGAGGCCGGAGGAAGGCGCUGGCUGCAUCGUGAGCCGCUAAGGAGGAGCGGGAGCAGAGCAUCCAGCCAGGCGGUGUGCGCGCCGCUAGGAAGAGAGGGAGCUGCGUGUCCAUAAAUGCCCUGGUGAACUUUGAAUAUAUUAGUUGACAUCAAUGUGAGUGGGGCUGCCGGCCCCUGGCUCCCCCCCUCCCUCCGCCGCCCCCCUCUCCCUGAUGGGAAGAGUGGAAGCGCUCCUGGUAGGAGCUGCCGGGCUGCUCCGGGGUGGAAAGCAGCGAGAGGAGGGACGGGGACGACUUCAGUCCCGACAACUCGCCGCCGCCCACCGGGAUCGUGCCGGGAGCCUCGCGCGUGGGAGAGCGGGGUGGCUGAGAAGCGGUGCACUCGUGUGAGCUGAUCCAGAGCAAGGUGUGCAAGUGAGUUACUGCCCCCUCCCCCGAAGAGUUAUUACAGGAUAUUUCCCUGAGUCGUGACUUUGAAUGUGACACGCCAGUGAUGCAGAGGCAGUAUCCUCUCAGGGCCUACCUUGGAAGCUAGAUCUUCAGCAGACCUCCAAUCAUGGUUGUAUCAAGAUUAAAGGACAUUUCUCUGUCAGUGGCAAGCCUUUUCCUUCUCACUUUUCAUCUCUCAGCAUCACAGAAUGCACCCGAAUAUCCUGAAACUGAGCAACAGCAGUGCGUCAGAAGGGAACACCCCACCAUUGCUUUUGAAGAUCUGAAACCCUGGGUGUCGAAUUUCACCUAUCCAGGUGUACACGACUUUUCUCAGCUCGCACUGGAUGCCAACAGGAAUCAGCUCAUUGUGGGAGCAAGGAACUACCUCUUCAGACUUAGUCUACGCAACGUUUCUCUUAUCCAGGCAACAGAAUGGGGCUCAGAUGAAGACACUAGGAGGUCCUGUCAGAGUAAAGGAAAAACUGAGGAGGAAUGCCAGAACUAUGUGCGAGUGCUGAUUGUUUAUGGCAAGAAGGUUUUUACCUGUGGUACCAAUGCCUUCUCCCCCGUGUGUUCCAGUAGACAGGUAGGAAAUGUUAGUAAAACCAUUGACAAAAUAAAUGGAGUGGCUAGAUGCCCGUAUGACCCUCGGCACAACUCGACAGCUGUGAUUACAUCACGGGGAGAACUCUAUGCUGCGACUGUAAUUGAUUUCUCUGGACGGGAUCCUGCCAUUUACCGCAGCCUUGGAAAAGUUCCCCCACUUCGGACUGCACAAUACAACUCCAAAUGGCUUAAUGAGCCCAACUUUAUUGCUGCCUAUGACAUUGGUUUGUUCACGUACUUCUUUUUCCGUGAGAACGCGGUGGAACAUGAUUGUGGGAAAACUGUCUAUUCUCGCGUGGCCAGAGUUUGCAAAAAUGACAUUGGGGGGAGAUUUUUGCUGGAGGACACGUGGACGACUUUUAUGAAGGCCAGGCUGAACUGCUCCCGCUCUGGAGAAAUCCCCUUCUAUUACAAUGAACUGCAAAGCACCUUCUAUCUUCCUGAGCAGGACCUGAUCUAUGGAGUCUUCACUACCAAUGUAAACAGUAUAGCUGCUUCAGCAGUAUGUGCCUUCAACCUCAGUGCCAUUACUCAGGCGUUUAAUGGCCCUUUCCGAUACCAGGAGAAUCCAAGAUCAGCAUGGCUGCCAACAAUAAACCCCAUCCCUAAUUUUCAGUGUGGGACGCUGAAUGACAACAGCCCUAAUGAGAACCUGACCGAAAGGAUCCUGCAGGAUGCCCAGCGCUUGUUCCUGAUGAAUGACGUGGUUCAGCCAGUCUCCGUGGAUCCCUACGUGACUCAAGACAGCAUUCGAUUUUCCAAACUGGUGGUUGACAUUGUUCAAGGAAAGGAUACUCUUUACCACGUGAUGUAUAUUGGGACAGAGUAUGGCACCAUUUUGAAGGCACUUUCUACCACUAAUAGGAGCCUGAGGAGUUGUUAUUUAGAGGAAAUGCAGAUUCUUCCCGACGGUCAACAGGAACCAAUCAAGAGCCUCCAAAUCCUGCAUAGUGACAGGUCACUAUUUGUGGGUUUAAAUAAUGGAGUGCUAAAAAUUCCUCUGGAGAGGUGUUCAGUGUACAGAACAGAAGGGGAAUGUCUAGGAGCCAGGGACCCAUACUGUGGCUGGGAUAACAAACAGAAACGAUGCACCACCAUUGAGGACAGCUCCAACAUGAGCUUAUGGACUCAGAAUAUUACUGAGUGCCCGGUGAAAAACCUGACGACAAAUGGGAGAUUGGGGCCCUGGUCUCCGUGGCAACCAUGUGAGCAUUCGGAUGGAGACAGCACAGGCUCUUGUAUGUGCAGGUCACGGUCCUGUGACAGCCCUCGCCCUCGCUGCGGGGGUCACAGCUGUGAAGGGGCCAGGAUUGAGAUUGCAAAUUGCUCAAGAAAUGGAGCUUGGACACCCUGGUCCGCCUGGGCCCAGUGCAGCACCUCCUGUGGGAUUGGCUUUCAGGUCCGUCAGAGAUCGUGCAGCAACCCUGCUCCACGGUAUGGGGGCAGGGUCUGUGUUGGACAGAGCAGAGAAGAGCGAUUCUGCAACGAGAACAGUCCAUGCCCAUUACCAAUAUUUUGGUCUUCGUGGGGCCCCUGGAAUAAAUGUAGUGCGAAUUGUGGUGGAGGGAUACAUUCCAGGCAGAGGUCCUGUGAGAAUGGCAACACCUGCCCAGGCUGCGCUGUGGAAUACAAGACCUGCAAUCCAGAGGGCUGCCCAGAGGUGCGCAGAAACACGCCCUGGACCCCCUGGAUGCCUGUGAACCUCACCCAGAAUGGAGCCCGCCAAGAGCAGCGCUUCCGCUACACCUGCCGUGCCCAGCUGGCUGAUCCUCAUGAGCUGCAAUUUGGGAGGAAGAAGACGGAGAGUCGGUUCUGCCCCAAUGACGGCUCGGCGGUUUGUGAUACUGACUCUCUAGUUGACGAUCUUCUAAAGACUGGUAAGACCUCUGCACGGAUUAUCAAUGGGGGCUGGUCCUUUUGGGGGGCCUGGUCAUCGUGUUCCAGGGACUGUGAAUUGGGAUUUCGGAUCCGGAAGAGAACAUGCACAAACCCAGAGCCGAAAAAUGGCGGCCUACCCUGUGUGGGGUCAGCAAUGGAAUACCAAGAUUGUAACCCACAUCCCUGCCCAGUAAAAGGUUCGUGGUCUUGCUGGACCCCUUGGUCUCAAUGUUCAGCAACCUGUGGAGGAGGACAUUACCAGCGUACCCGCACCUGUACCAACCCAGCACCGUCCAGCGGAGAGGAUAUCUGCAUUGGCCUGCACACCGAGGAGGCGCUCUGCAACACACACUCUUGCAAAGGUGGGUGGUCGGACUGGUCAGAGUGGAGCCUGUGCAACGAAGACGGGAUCCAGUAUCGUAGCCGUUACUGCGAGAUGCACAAUCCAGAGUCAUCCCAGUGCGUCGGAAACAGCACACAGUACCAAGACUGCCUGUACAAUGAGAUUCCCGUGAUUCUGCCGGCCUCAAGCAUUGAUGAGACCACGAACUGUGGAGGGUUCAGUCUCAUCCAUCUGAUUGCCACCGGCAUCUCCUGCUUCUUCGGUUCCAGUCUCUUAACGUUUGUGAUCUAUGUGUACUGUCAACGCUGUCAGCGACAGUCCCAGGAAUCGACUAUUAUUCACCCAACCACUCCCAACCAUCUCCAUUACAAAGGCAACACAACCCCCAAGAAUGAAAAGUACACGCCCAUGGAAUUCAAGACGCUUAACAAGAACAACUUAAUACCUGAUGAGAGGACCAACUUCUACCCCUUGCAGCAAACCAACGUGUACACGACAACCUAUUAUCCCAGUACACUGAAUAAAUAUGACUACAGGCCUGAGGCCUCCCCUGGAAGGACCUUUACCAACAGCUGAUGAUGGACAGACUGUCCAAGGACUGGAUCACUUCCUAUAUGAAUUGUUUUUUAAAUGAGUUUAUGGACCAAAUAUUGGCCCGGUCUCCAGAUGUAAAUAUUGUACAACUAGGGCCUUUUUUUUUUUUUAGUUAACUGUAUUACUUUUAAACAGCACAUCUCCUUAAAUUGACAAAAUGCUUAUGGACCAUGGACAAUUCUGCAUAGACUUUUGUGGAUAUUUGGCUGGAGAUGACACUUAACUGCUGCAAAUAUUCACGGCUGGAUGAUCAGUAUUUCUGUCUCAGGCUUGAACUGCCGAGGAGCUGAUUGCAUGCUGUGCUAGGUUUCCACCAUGCUACACUAUUGUGUUCUCAGACACAUUACAGAUAGCUCCUUAGAGCAAUGGAUGAUUGUACAGUGACUAGACAAUGGCGGUACAUUGAAUGACACUUCGUUCACAAGACGAGCUGCCUGGGACUCCAUCACGGUUGGAACGAGAACACAGUUUUAGGUUUAUAGUGGUGUCUCCAGCUUCACCAGAAGAUUCCUUUCACAUUGUAGGAAAUAGCCUCCACAGUCUUCUUCGGUAACAUCCAGUUCAGCUGGGUAAAGAAAAUACACAAAGUACUCUACUCUACCCAAAGAACAUUUCAGAAUAUUUCCAGUCUUAAUUAAAAGAAAAUGAUACAGGCAAUGAGAUAUUAAGUGAAGUAAAUGUAGGACUAAUGAGAUGUGGACUUUGCAUAACAAAGAUGUGCUUACCACUGGAAAAAAUGUGAGGAGUGCUGUACAUGAGCCAUGAGCUUUCUUUGAAAUGACAUUUACUUUUUCUCCCUCCAAGCUUGAUUCUGUUCGUAUCUGCAAGGAAUGAUGACCGAUGGCCAGGCCUUCCUCUUGUGAAAUCACUAGGCUUGGGGCUAAUUCUUUUUAUUAUUAUUUUUUUAGUUCACUUAUUUUUUGAAGAGUAAGAAAUUCUGAAUUUUUGGCACGGUAUUUUUCUAAGGAAUGUAUUCAUAGCAUACCAUGACGCAGAAAGUCUGCUGCACAUUCUUAGUGUCUUCCAGUAGUACUCCAUCAAAUAAUUAUACAACUGACUAAUGUGCAUUGUUUGUCAAUAUUUCUUUAGAUUUCUCAGCUAGAAACAAACAAACAAAAACCUUGCUACAGUUAUUAAAUUAAAUUGGGACUGUAGCGUUAUUAAACAUUAUAUCCAGCCUUGAAAUGUAUUUUUGUGUGUGUGUGUGCCUGUGUCCAGCAGAACUGUAUUAGACUGUUGCAGAAGCCAUAGUGUGUACAACCAGAUAUGUAUGUCUGACAAAGGUUUUUUUUUCUGGCCAAACAGUAGCACCGGUGCUUAAUGGACAGUUCCAUCAAAUGUGUUAGCAACGUGAGCAAGUUUGACACUGUUACUGUUGAAUGUUUCUGACUAUUUAUAAUGAACUCCUGAGGCUAAGACUUUUACAAUGCCACAAUACUGAGCAUGAGACAAGAGUACAAACCUAAACACCCAUGAGCUCCAAGUAGCUCCAGAACUUGAAUUCUCUGUAUGCAUCUUACUGUAGCAAUUACCAUGUCUGUUUUCAAUCAUUGACUGAGACGUGUUUGAAGUAGUUUGCGUUAUGUUGGUUACAUAGGAGAGAUUUCACUGUAAGCCAGCCCUUAGUAGUUUCUCGUUGCUGUCAUUUGCGGACACUUGUUUGGAAGAUAGGGCUGAGGUGGGGCUGGUCAUUGCACACAUACCCAUCCACAGAGCUGAGAAGAGGCUUUGCUGUUCAUGAUUCAAAAUAUACAGCUCACCUCAGGGUGAGGCAGAGCAGUGGUGGAGUAACCUGGUCUUACAGUGUGGGACCAAAAGCAGGAGAACAAAGUAACCUGUUUCUAAACUAGUUGAACCCUAACCUAUGCUAGUGAUCUAUAGGUGUAAGGAGAUUGAUUAUAAAAUUUCAUCAGUGAGGGUCUUACAGUAGCUGAAUGACUCCCAACCUUUUCUGGCAACUGUACCAGUUUAGCAGGCUGAGCCGGUUCUGCUUCCAGUGACACCAGUGUAAAUUGGGAGAAACCCCAUUUAAAUAAAAUUACUCUGGAUUUAUACAGCAGUAUGACCGAAAGUAGAUUGUGGCUCUAAGAAUUUGGCUGUACUAGUUUCUUCCACUUAUUCAGCUAGAUCAAAAGAGGCAGACACUGGUCACAAAAGCCCCAUUGAUUUUCAGUGGGAGUUAGGUACCUAAUUCCCUUAGUGCUAUGGAAAAUCCCAAGCUGAAGUUACAGGACUGGUGCAGAGCCUGCCUGGCUGACAACUGUUGCACUAGACAUGUCUAAUGGCAGCAGUUCUAAAGAAACGAGUGGCACUCAAGAUCACUGUAGGCAUUACAAGCUAAGGUCAUUUCUAAGCUGCCAUUUCAGGUGGCUCCCUGUGUCGGAGAGUUAUACGGUUAUUGUUUAUUUGGCAGGAUUACUGCUGCAGUUCUUAGAGUUGCGAGCAAGUGAGUUAAACCUUGCAGUUAUUUUAAUUUUUUUUGGUAGCGCAAACAUUUCCAAAAAAAAAAAUAAAUAAAA